UAAGCGCGCUCAGCUCGAACGUUGCGGUGGUUCAACUAGAAACAGAGAUUCCCAAGUUCAAAACGAAAAUUUUUGAAAUCCAAAAGUAAAAACAAGCCAUGUUUACAGUUAAUCUGCUGGCUCUGUGCUUUAUCAGCUGCCUGGGCGUUAAUGCCAAGCUGGAAGAACGGUUCUCGUGGAAGCAGCUGACCUUCGAUUGGCCCAGCGCCGAGGCCGAGGCGGAGGCCAAGCAGAGCGGCCAUUAUAUUGCAGAGAACAAUUUGCCACUUGGCGUGGAGCGUUGGGAAAAUAAAAUCUUCGUGACUGUGCCAAGAUGGAAGGCAGGGGUUGCAGCCACCUUAAACUAUAUUGACCUCUCGACUACGGAGAAGUCACCAAAGCUACGUCCCUAUCCCAGCUGGGCGGCCAAUAAGCUGCCAAUCGAUGUGCAGCCGCAGGAGCAGAAGACACCAUCAGGUGGACGUUUGGAUGCGGAGAAGGCACAGGAUGCUAACGUACAGUUGCAGGACAAUGCCACAAUCAUUUCCACCUUUCGCAUAAACGUUGAUGCCUGCGAUCGUCUCUGGGUGCUGGACACUGGUCUAGCCGAUAUCUUGGGCAAUCCCAAGCAAAUUACACCCAGUUCGAUAUUGGUGUUCGAUCUGAAAACGGAUCAGCUACUGCGUCGCUUUGCCAUACCCGCCGAUCAGACCAAGGAGGACACAUUCUUUGCCAAUAUUAUUGUCGAUUUGGAUCGCGAACAGUGCGAUGAUGCGUUUGCCUAUAUUCCAGAUUUGGGGGCAUAUGGCGUCGUCGUCUACUCGUACAGAGAUGAUAAGUCGUAUCGUGUUAAGCACAAUUACUUCCACUUCGAUCCGCUGCAGGGUGACUUCAAUGUGGCCGGCGUCAACUUCCAGUGGACCGAUGGCGUUUUUGGCAUGGCCGUUGGACCACUGAACCCAGAUCAUACCAAGGAUAUUUACUUCCAUGCCUUGGCCAGCACCAAGGAGUUCAAGGUCUCCAAUCGUGUGCUCCAGAACGAAAGUUAUGUGAAUGGCGGCGAUUCGUAUUAUGAUUUCAAAUUGAUCGGUGAUCGCGGCAUGAACGGACAAUCGACAGCCGAAUCGUAUGACAAGGAGACGGGCGUACUAUUCUAUACGCAGGUGAACAAAGAUGCCAUCGCCUGUUGGAAUGUUAAGCGUCCAUAUACAGCCGAUACACAGGGACUUAUCGAAUCCGAUUCGCAUACUUUGGUCUUUCCCAACGAUCUAAAGGUGGACAACACUGGCUCGCUCUGGGUACUAUCCGAUCGCAUGCCCACCUAUCUGUACAAGGAGCUGGAUCACAAUGCCGUCAAUUAUCGCAUAUUGACGGGUAAGACCAGCGACCUUAUCAAGGGUACACCGUGUGAACUGUAAUAUAAAUAUAUAUAU
This is a messenger RNA of Drosophila hydei, 1412 nucleotides long. Its product is annotated as protein yellow. Lineage: Eukaryota; Metazoa; Arthropoda; Insecta; Diptera; Drosophilidae. Bases 99 to 1397 code for a protein of 432 amino acids. The record is from RefSeq and is a predicted model, not a curated record. Gene Ontology annotation, cellular component: extracellular region. The transcript has 3 exons.